Orussus abietinus is the source of this 639-nucleotide messenger RNA. RefSeq names its product splicing factor 3B subunit 6-like protein (gene Sf3b6). NCBI's taxonomy places the organism in Eukaryota, Metazoa, Arthropoda, Insecta, Hymenoptera, Orussidae. Gene Ontology annotation, molecular function: mRNA binding. Gene Ontology annotation, cellular component: cytoplasm; ribonucleoprotein complex; nucleus. The transcript is spliced from 3 exons. The record is from RefSeq and is a predicted model, not a curated record. The coding region runs from base 107 to 487 and encodes 126 amino acids.
UGGGCAUUCUUUAUUACUUGCUGUUAAUCUCUGGUGUCGUCAGGAUUGCUUAGCAGGAGACGUGUGUAUUUUUGUAAAUAAAUAAUUAUAAAACAAAGCCGUCAAGAUGACUAUGGCAAUGCUACAACGUCGAGCCAACGUAAGGCUGCCUCCAGAAGUGAACAGAGUUCUGUAUAUUAGAAAUUUGCCCUAUAAGAUUACAGCCGAAGAGAUGUACGAUAUCUUCGGCAAAUACGGAGCUAUAAGGCAAAUCCGAGUUGGAAAUACAGCAGAAACAAGGGGAACGGCAUUUGUGGUAUACGAGGACAUAUUCGAUGCAAAAAAUGCAUGUGAUCACCUUAGUGGAUUCAACGUUUGUAACCGUUACCUCGUGGUAUUAUAUUAUCAGAGCAACAAAGCAUUCAAACGAGUGGACGUCGACAAGAAGAUGGAAGAAAUUGAUAAGCUUAAGACCAAGUACAACCUAAACGAGGAGAAAAAAACUUAGCGUUAAUAAAACAUAGGUAAUCAUUCAUACUAUUUAUAUUCCAAAAGUAAGGUUAACUUGGAUGCGAUACGUGCGAAACAAAGAGAUGCAGUAAAGCGACAACGAUGUAUCGUUUUACACAAUGGACAAUGUAAAUAUACCGACAAGCUUUA